Molecule: messenger RNA, 6411 nt
Organism: Gymnodraco acuticeps
Lineage: Eukaryota; Metazoa; Chordata; Actinopteri; Perciformes; Bathydraconidae
Product: tumor necrosis factor alpha-induced protein 2-like
Exons: 12
Coding region: 3653-5551 (632 amino acids)
Biological process (GO): exocytosis; exocyst localization
Cellular component (GO): exocyst
Molecular function (GO): SNARE binding
Source: RefSeq, a predicted model, not a curated record
CAUUUGACAACACAGCAUUUUUCAGAUUUAAAGUUACUAACAGUGUUUAUGGAUGACAGAUGGUACCAGGAAGGACAUUUACAUCUGCCAAUCUGUUGGCUGUGGCAGAUCAAAUUCAGCUAACCUGCCGCCAUAGCAGACAGGUUUUUCUCACAAUUAGGAAAUAUUAUUCAAAGAGAAAUAGUCAGAGUUAAGGUUACAUUUUAUUUUGGAUAUAUUUACUGUCUGGUACCACAUACUCAAGUGGCAACAUGCGGUUUCAACAACUUGCAAUUAAAAGUGCUUUACAAAAAACAUUACAAAAAACCUUAAGACAGAGACGGAUUGCCUUUGUUUAUAAUCGGCUUUACGAUUUAUAGCCAUCAGUCACUGGAAUAUGCUUCCAACUGAGCUAAACACACACUUCCACUUUUUUUUAAAAAACUUUUUUUUGUUCUUUUUUAUAAACAAACAACCUAACAGACAGCACAAUAGCAGUUGGCAAACAAGUAGGAUGACAACAGUGCGAUUUGAGUCCGACAGGACAAAAAACAAAACAAAAAUAAAUAAAACAAAACAAAAAAGGACUGAGACAGGACAAAUAAAACAACAACAAAAUCAAAAACUAAAGGCUCUGAGUCUAAGUCCAUUAUUAAUAAGGCAAAUAAAGUACAAAUCAAACAAUGUGUAUAAAUGGAACAAAAAGACCAAACAUAUCAAAUAAAAACACAACACUUGUUGGUCAGUCAGUCACCCACUAAUCACAGUUUAACACCGGAGGUCUACUACCCUAUUGUACAGAGACAUCCGGCAUGUCCAGCUCCCGUAUAUACCUGUAGAAUGGGCUCCACAUCUUGUGGAAUUUCCCCAGGGAGCCCCUCACUAUGCACCUUAUUUUCUCGAGUUUGGCUGAAUUUAGGACUUCUUUUAACCACAAGGUGUGCGAAGGGGGUAUUGGACACAUGAGCAAUAUCAGGCGUCUGGCUAGAAAAGUAACAAAGGCUAUGUAGGUUGUCUCCAGAGAAGAGAGUGGCCAUGUGGGUGGGGUUACACCAAACAGUGCGGUCAUGGCAUAAGGAGCGAUCGGUUUUCCAGUGAUUUCUGACAGUGAUCUAAAGAUUUCAGUCCAAUAAGAGUGUAAGACCGGACAAGACCAGAACAUGUGUGCAUGACUCGCCAGUGCUUGGCUGCAUCUGUCACAAGUUGGGUCCACCUCCUUAUAUAUUUCAGAGAGCCUGAGCUUAGUAAAGUGUGUGCAAUGCACAACUUGGCACUGAAUCAGUCCAUGUCUAGCACAAAUAGAAGAUUUAUGUACAUUAGCAAGGGCUUUUUCCCAGAGUUCCUCAGAAAUCUCCUCCCCAAGAUCUAUUUCCCAAAGAGAUUUAAUGGAGUUCAGGGUAACCAAACGAAGAGAAUAAAUCUGAGCGUAAAUACAGAUCAUCAUUCCCUUCAGACUAGGUAACCUAGGCCUAAGGAGUGUGUCUAGUGGUGAAUCAGUUGGGUGAUUAGGAAACUGAGGAAAUCUAUUAUUAACAAAACUGCGAAUCUGUAGAUACCUGAAGAAAUGUUGCCUAGGUAGUGCACAUUUGUCAGAUGGCUGUUGGAAAUAAGCAAAUGUGUUGUGAAUAUAAAGGUCUUUGAAUGUUUUAAUGCCUUGGUUAGACCAAAUAGUAAAUGUGCCAUCUACUAAGGAUGGAGGAAAAACAUGGUUUGUAGUUAAAGGGGCUAAUAUAGAGUAUGUUUGGAGACCAAAGAAACGUCUGAACUGAUUCCAAAUUUUCAAGGAUGCUUUGACAAUUACAUGUUUAGUGUAAGCAGAGGAGGGGGUCUUAAUGGGAGAGUGAGCCAAUGCUGAAAGAGAUACUGGACUACAGGAAGCAGCCUCCAUUUCAAGCCAAACAGGCUGAGAGCGCUGUGAGUCAGACUGCAGCCAGGACUGUAUUAUUCUCAGAUUAGUAGCCCAAUAAUAGAACCUCAAAUUCGGCAGAGCAAGUCCACCCAGCGCCUUUGGUCUCUGUAAAAAUUGCUUGCGUAUCCUUGGAGUUUUCUUGUUCCAAAUAAAGUUCAAAAUAAUAGUGUCAGUUUUCCGAAAAAACAUUUGAGGGAGGAAAAUGGUCACACAUUGAAAUAAAUAUAGAAAUUUGGGGAGUAUAUUCAUCUUGAUAUAAUUAAUUCGGGCAACCAGAGACAGAUUCAACACUGACCAGCGGUCGAUGUCUUCCUGUACGCGGGACAAAAGGGGGGCAAAAUUAGCUUUAUAAAGGUCUUUAAAUGUAUCAGUCACCUGGAUCCCGAGGUAUGUGAAGCUGUGUAGUGCAGUACACACUUCCACUCUUUACAAAUAAUUAUAAAGUUGUACUGAUAAAUGUGCUUGAAUGUAUGUUUGUCUGUUUGUAUAACUGUAAGCUUCCUCUGUAAAAUAUCCAUAAGACUUACUAUUGCUUUCUGUUUAUAAUGUUCAACCUAAAAUGGAGAAAAGGGCUAGCCAGAGGAAGUUGCAAAAGACCAGUCUUAUUUCGGUAGAUGUAUACUGUGAUCUGUAAUGUUUACCAGCUGCGGCACUUGGUUUGGUUUCAGCCUGUGAGUCUGUGAUGUGUCAUCAUGAAUAAAUAACCCUUGAAACAUUCGUUGUAACAAGAACUAAAGUACAGAUAAGGUUUUAGUCAUGCGAUUUUGUCAAUGCAAAAGCGUCACAACGGUGAAAGAUGCAGUCACAAAACGUUCCAGAUGUGUAGUCAAGAUCAAAGUGAAGGGGAGUUCGGAGAUGGGUCUGCUAUGAGCAGAACAAAAGGAAAUGAACCACAACACAAAUAGUUACUUUUAGAUGCAAAUCCUUAAAUGCAUGUAAAAAAGACUUUGGUUUAGUAUGAAUGAGGGUAAUGCAAAAGUCAGUGGUGUAAAGUGCAAAUCUAGCAAGAUGUUAUUUAUUUCACAUAAGUAGCUUUUGUUGAGGUUUUCGAAGAAAGCGUUGAAUGUUUACCUUCAUAUUUCUUCACCACAAACACUGUAUGAUGUGUAAUUUCCUUACAUACAAAGUCUUAUAGUAUUUUGCAAUCUGGUCAAUGAUGGUGUUGUCUUGUUGUCCAUUACAAAUUACAGCACUGGAGUAACAGUACUAGUGAUGUUUUUUAUUGUAUUAUGUUGGUCUGUGCACAUGACACUACAGUAUAUUGCACAUAAUUACAUCCAGGGAGAGUUAUCUCCAGUCCAUCUAACACAACACUAAUUGUAUUAGACCUAAAACAAAACAAAUGUUGUUAGAUGAAUGAAUAAUGUGCUUUUUCUUUGCCUGGAAGUGUGUUUCCAUCAGUCGAGACCAUUCGUCUUGUUUCUUAACUUGUUGCCAGAGGGAAAAGUAAGGACAUCACCAGCGUGGGUUUAUCCUGUCUCUAGAACAUUUAAUAAUGUUAAGUCCUUUAAAUCGUCGGGGAAUUUCACUCUUAACCAAACAAAAGUGGCCAGCAUUUCCUCAGCUCAUCAUGUGUUUAAAAAAAGACCAGCUGUGUGUGUGUGUUUCUGAGGGGGGGGGGUUUCCAUAGCUCGAUCAAGCAGGAGGAGCCUGCUGCUGUAGCUUUUAAAAGACUCACAGCAGCUGAAUGGCAUCAACAGAGAAGCACUGUAAGAUAAGGAGUGUUUUUCUGGCUGCUGGCACCGUAUCUGUUCCAGGAAAACGAUGAGGACUGACACAUGCGGCAUUAGGAACUUCCUCCCCCGUAAAAAGUGGUUCGGGUUCGGCACCAGAAAUCAACCACAACCCCCGGCUGUCAACAACAACACCUCCAGCCUGACGGAUGGAUCCCCCUUACCCCAACAGGAGGAGCCCCAACCCGUGAUCCUCACAUAUGAGCAGAUGUUCCAGGAAAAACUAUUGUCUGAAGCCGGCCAGCUGCUGAUAGAAAAAGAGGAGCGUCUGUUUAGAGAGUUAAAGGAGUCAGAUGCUUUUACACAUCAUGAGGAACAAGUAAACCAACUGAAGGCAGACCGCAAGGCCCUGCAAGACCUUGUACUGCAGACUCUGGGACAAUCUCUUUGUCUGGAAGAGGACAGCUUGGCGGGUCUGACGUCUGCCGUGAAGGCCGUGAUGCAGGAGGAGGACCAGGACUUGCUGUGGAAACAAAGGGAUCAGACACCUCCGUCUUGGAGGCCCAGUGGAUGGAGAAAGCUGCACGACUCCACACUCCUCAGCUUGGUGAAAGAACGUAUGGAAAACCCUUCAACACCCUCUGCUUGCCAGAUCAAACUGACUACUAUCCAGGCAGACAUCACCAACAUGGGCAGGCAGCUGAAAGAGGAUCUGCUGUCUGUGGUGGGCGGUGUGAAGAGAUGCUACCCACAAGAGAUGGACAUUUGCAAUUUUUACUCCAAGUUAUACCACCAAACCUUAAGCGCCAGUCUUAUGAACAUCGCAGACUUUGGUCUGGUGGACAAGGAUCGCACUUUCCUCCUGCGCUGGGUGAACGAGUAUUAUCCAGAAAUCCUUGCAAAGCCACAGCUACACAGCGAGAUCGAUAGUGGGCCGUUGGGAAAGCUGCUGCCUGAAAGGUUACUGAAAUCGCUCGAGGAUGAAUACCUGAGCAACCAACAGGGUGAGCUGACUACAAUAAUCUGCCGGGUGCUGGGUGAAGAAAGGGAAAAGUGGAAUAAAGGAGAGGAGCCGGAAACAGAGGACGGCUGCUUCUUUAGUCCUGUGGCAUACGACAUAAUUCAGCUCAUCAACGGUAAGGUGACUUCAUCUACAAAGGUUUUGGGAGAUCCGCACAAGGCCCAGAGAAUAACGUGCCAUAUAUCAAAAGAUUUAAUGGACCGUUACAAGAGCUUCCAAAGUGACGUCAUAAAGCAGAACAAGGCAAACAGCAGGUCGUUCAUCAAGGCCAACCUCGACUGUAUCAAACAGUUCAGUGAAGUCCUCAAUAAGGAGAGACAUCUGUUCACAGAAGAUGUGAGGAAGAACUGUUUGCGUGUUCUGACUGACAUGAAACAAUCUGCCCACACAUACUUAUUACAACCUUUGCACGAGCGCCUCAAGCCGCAGUACCGCAAACUGGGAACCAGCGACUGGCUGCACCAGAGUGAGUUUAAGGAGCUGCUGGACGGCAUCAACAAAGAGGGUCAAGAUCUUCAGGGUUCAACUGAAUCCUGUCACAAGGAGCUGAUGGGCCAGCUGGAGCAGGAGGUUACAGUAGAAUAUGUGAGGAGGCUCCUGAAAGGAAAAGUAAAACUAAAGGACAAGAUGCAACAGCUGAAGGCCUACCUGACUGUGAAGGACAACGCAGAGAAUUUGCAUCAUUUAUUCGUCCAAAUGGGAUCAGAGGAGGAUUGGUUGAAGGAAAUCCUGUUCAAGAUUGCAGAAGUGCUGAAACUCCAGGAUCUCCCCGCCAUACAGAUGCAAGUCGUCUUACUUGGAACUGAUUACCCUGACCUCAGUGAAAAACAUGUUUUGGCUCUGCUGAAGCUCAAGACCGACCUCACUAAAGCUGACAGGAAAUCCGCCACAGACAUUCUGCACACUUUGAGGGAAAUAGGAAGCAACACCCAGCCUCGUUCCUUUUUCUCCCUCGUUCAGGUCAAAUGAGCCAUAAAUCACUCAGUUAUCCUCAUUUCAAAGUUGGCUGAAAGGCGGGUUGUACAUAUCGUUUACUGUAUCAUGUUCUGAUUAUAACGAGUCGACACUGCUCUCUCGGUGUGACAAGGCUCAGUCUAAAUGUUACUUAUGCUGAAAAUAAUAAUGUAAAAUGAGUACUGUGUUUGAAUAAGCUACAGUUCACAUUAUUGUUGCUGGUAAAUAUGGUGCUUCAUCAAGCUGUGCUGAACGUUCACAUACAAAAUGUUUUGCAUUGUUCUUUUGUUUUUGGGUAAUCAUUCUGUUUAAACCGAAUAUUUCUGCCAUUAAAGAUUAACUACAAAAUGAAUAGUAUUAAACUAUUUUUGUAAUAAUUUCAGUGGUGUUUCCGAUUACUCCAGAGCGAUGUCCAAAAGUAAAAAAACCUCACCCACAUCUUUGAAUGUUCAAAACAUUACAUUUGGUACAGAUCUUGUGCUUUUUACUAAUGAGUAACAUGAAUGUAUAUGUUUGGGAAACAAGUACUUGUUUUAAGAAUCAGUUUUAUAGUAUUUUAUUAUUGAUGUGUAUAUUUUGCUUCAUCUGUUGUAUAUAAUAUUGUAAAAAGAGUGUUGAAUGCAAAUUCAACACUGGAACGCAGGAAAUCAUUGAGAUUUUGUGUGGAAAUACCUGCUGGGCAGAGGUGUUUCCUGUUUACUAUUUCUGAAUAAUAAUCUGCACCUCUUUAAGGCAGAGGAAGGAUGUGCCUUUGCUGCAAAUUACUGUCAGCAUGUCGUUUUUCCCUGAAAGUUGGACUGUGUUUAUGUAUCCUGUGUGUGCAGGAAGACGGUCGUAAAAAUAUGAUCAUUAAAACCGGGAAAUGAUGAGGCUGA